AUGACGGGGAAGGCGAAGCCGAAGAAGCACACGGCGAAGGAGAUCGCCGCGAAGAUCGCCGCGGCGACGACGAACCGUGGCGGCGGCAAGGCUGGGCAGGCGGACCGGCUGGGGCAGGACAAGGGCGGGCACGCGAAGCUGGCGUGCCCACUCUGCCGCGUCCCGGCGCCCGACAUCAAGUCUAUGCAGAUCCACCAUGAGGCGCGCCACCCCAAGCUUCCAUUCGAGCCGGAGAAGCCUCAACCUGCACUCCUCCGCCCCGCCGCCGCCGCCGAGGCCACCACCUCAAGCCCAAGCCCGGCGUCCGCGGCAGCCUCAAGAAGUAGCUUGCUGGCUGGCUUGCCUGCCUACUUGGGGUAA
This is a messenger RNA of Miscanthus lutarioriparius, 360 nucleotides long. The record is from the annotation of a GenBank genome assembly. NCBI's taxonomy places the organism in Eukaryota, Viridiplantae, Streptophyta, Magnoliopsida, Poales, Poaceae.